Molecule: messenger RNA, 1017 nt
Organism: Anneissia japonica
Lineage: Eukaryota; Metazoa; Echinodermata; Crinoidea; Comatulida; Comatulidae
Exons: 1
Coding region: 1-1017 (338 amino acids)
Biological process (GO): DNA integration
Molecular function (GO): nucleic acid binding
Source: RefSeq, a predicted model, not a curated record
AUGAUAAAGUCAAUGCUUAGACAAUGUAUAGAAUGUCAAAGAUGGCGAAAGAAGGCAGAAGUACCAGUGAUGGCCGAUUUACCCAAUGCCAGAUUGAGAAUUGGAAAACCAGCUUUCUACUCGACAGGAGUUGAUUGCUUCGGGCCAAUGAACGUUAAAGUAAAGAGGAGCACUGAGAAACGUUGGGGAGUUGUGUUUAAAUGCAUGACUACAUGGGCAGUACACUUAGAAGUCAUUGAAAGUAUGAACAUGGAUGCAUUUCUCAUGGCGUUUCAAAGAUUUGUUUCCCGACGAGGAAAACCGAAGGAGCUGUACUCUGACUGUGGUACAAAUUUCAAAGGAGCUGAAAAAGAGCUAUGUGAAUCAUCUGAUGCUAUGAGUUAUGACCUAAGACAAAAGCUUGCAAGUCAACAAGUAAAGUUCAAUUUUAACCCGCCAGGCGUUCCACAUUUUGGUGGAAUCUGGGAAAGAGAGGUGAGAUCUAUAAAGAAUGCGUUAAGAUGCUCAUUAAACCACAGUCUUGUAACAGAUGUUGUACUAAGAACAGUAUUCACAGAAGCGGAAAGUGUAAUGAAUUCCAAACCUCUUGGAUAUGCCUCGUCUGAUAUAGCCUAUCCAGACCCAAUAACGCCAAAUAUGUUAUUAAUGGGAAGACGAGACACUGCUCUACCUUUGGUGGUCUUCAACGAUGGAGAAAUAAGAAGUAAACGUCACUGGAGACACAGCCAAUUUAUUGCCGAGCAGUUUUGGAGACGAUUCAUGAGAGAAUACUUGCCGAGUCUUCAAAUAAGACAAAAAUGGCACAGAGAAAGUUGUAAAUUGAAAGUAGGAGACGUUGUUUUGAUUAUUGACUCACAACAACCUAGAGCUCAAUGGCUGAUUGGAAAAGUAACGACAGUAUACCCAGGUGAAGAUGGCCGGGUGAGAGUAGCAGAAGUUUUAGUAAAUGAUACAGGGAAGACAUACAAAAGGCCUGUUGCAAAAUUGGUAAAGCUUGAGCAAUGGAAAGAUGAUUAA